Messenger RNA from Chiloscyllium plagiosum (whitespotted bambooshark), 1295 nucleotides. The record is from RefSeq and is a predicted model, not a curated record. Lineage: Eukaryota; Metazoa; Chordata; Chondrichthyes; Orectolobiformes; Hemiscylliidae.
UCAGCUGGAAGAGAUAACAUGAAGUUAAUAAAUCUCAGAAAUCUGAGGACGAGAAAGCAGAUGUACAGUGCACAAGCAGGAAGACUAAUUUGAGCAGCGUGUUCUCAAUCACAGUGACUACAGCCCAGCUAAAUGAUCAGGAAGUCGAGCUACCUGCAAUUUGAGAAGGUUUGAGCUGGUCAAACUAAAUCUUUACUCCUGAACUGGGAGCAGAGUGGAAUUUUCAGGAGCUGCAAAGAAUUCUGGAACAAAAUAAGACCAGCAAGCUUUUAAAAAUACCAACUGUAAUCACCUCAAUAAGUGAUGAACGGCCAGUGUCAAUAUCAAGCACCUAGCCGCCACAGAGGUGUGAGGACCUGACACCGUCAUGAAGAUGCUUACAGUUACUUUGAUGCUCCUUGUGGUCAAAGGAAUCCAGGGUAAUGUUAUCCCCCAGAAUGAAACUGAAUUGAGUGAACCCGUAUCCAGGCCACAACCUUUGUGGGAUUUAUUCAAUAUCAGGAGUGAAAUAGUUACUAGAGCCAUUGAAGGCCUCUCGCAGUCUGACAUUGGCAAAUCAAUUCAGGCAAAGAUAGCAGGUAUUGAUGGAAUUCUUGAAGACUGGGUUGUUAGUUCAACAAAGCAACUUUCCACCUUGGCAAAAGAACUCACAUGGAAAGAGGAGCCACUCAUUGAUAAGGUUCUCAACCAGACCAUUUUGGUUUGGAAGAAACUGGCGUUUGUUGAUGAAGAGCUACAUGGAGUAAUUGGACAGGAAGGAUACGCCACCAUUCAUGAGAAAUUGGAGAAGCUUCAAGAAAUCCUCCAUCAUUCCAAUGUGACCCAGAGGCUCACAACUAAUAAUCUGGAUCAGCUAUACCAGAGCGCUGCCCAUCAUUUGGAGAGAAGCUACAACUUAACUGCUCCUUACUCUGGAAAAAUAGUUCAAAAACUACAAGAUCUUGUAUCUCUUGUUCAUAACGCAACAGAGGAAUUGAAAACUUGGUGAAAGUGAACACAGGACCAUCAACUGCAACUUGAGUAUACACCUGAUCGCUUCUGAAACCAAAGCGGUGAAUUAAGGAAUACAAAUUAAACUACCAAUCAACCAUUACAUAACCAACCUCCAUUUGAUGUUGUUAGUUGUAAUUAAUAUAAACAAACAUAUUCUAAUAGCUUUACAAAUUGGCACGAAUGAAACAAGUCUUUUUUUAAGAAAAACUGACAGUAUACUUUAGUUUAGAUUAGAGUGGUGCUGGAAACGCACAGCAGGUCAGGCAGCAUCCGAGGAGUAGGUAAAUCGACAUUUCAGGCAA